Molecule: messenger RNA, 2897 nt
Organism: Thrips palmi
Lineage: Eukaryota; Metazoa; Arthropoda; Insecta; Thysanoptera; Thripidae
Product: trithorax group protein osa-like
Exons: 4
Coding region: 16-2667 (883 amino acids)
Source: RefSeq, a predicted model, not a curated record
UCAGUCGCAGCCACCAUGUCGCGGACGCGGGUUCACUCCUCCAUCAUGGCCUCCACCGCCGUCGCCGUCCUGGCCCUGCUCGCGGCCUCGGCCGUGCUGGCCGCACCCGCCGCCCAAGACACGGAGGGCGCGGCGGGCGCGGCGGUCGCGGCCACGGGCGACAAGGCGUCGCAGGCCCUGCUCUAUGAGGCCGCCGACUCGGACACCGCCAGCAACAAGAAGGACCGCAAGAAGAAGCAGACCACCACCAUCUGCGUGCAGGUGUCGCCCGGCCGGCCCGGCCACAGCCCCGCCGUGCUGUGCGGCGACAAGGACGACGUGGACGAGCAGAAGCGGCGCCUCGAGCUGCAGCGCCUGAUGCAGGCCCCCGUGGUGCAGGUGCAGCCGCAGGCGGGCUACUUCGGCUCGCCGCACGUCGUCAACAUCGUCCCCUCCGGCUCCCCCGGCCUCUCCGACUCGGUGACCAUCGAGGCGCCCGGGCAGAGCCGCACCGACUCCGUGGUGGUGGGAGCCAACGCCCCCGCCUCGCUGGGCACCUUCACCUUCACCAGCUCGCCGUUCUUCCGCGCCGCCGACGCCGGCCAGCAGCCCCAGCCAGCCCAGCAAGCCCAGCCCCAGCAGCCCGCGAGCGUGCACGUCGAGUCCAAGCCCGCUGCCCCCGAGGGCCACUCCCUGAGCGGCGCGUUCGCAGCCACCGCGCCGCCCCUGCCCGCCGCCACCGCCGCCACCAACACCGACCACGCCAACAAGCCCCAGGCGCGCUCCUUCGGCGACGAGGAGAUCAUUGUGUCGCAGCAGUCCGGCCACGGCUUCGGCUACGGCUCCGGCGGCCCCCAGCAGGUCACCACCGUCGUCCGCGAGGACCCCUACCACGGCGGCGCGUCCCAGGUGGACAUCAUCAAGAGCGGACAUCCCGGCGGCUUCAUCGGCGCCGGCCCCAUGGGCUUCCACCAGCAGGCCCCCAUGAUCGGCGGCAUGGGCAUGAACUUCCGCGCCGCCGAGGUGGCCAACGCCGCCGCCCAGCCCGCUGCCCCCCAACAGCAGCAGCAGCAACAGCAGCAGCAACUGCAGCAGCAACAGGCUAGCGGCCAGCCCCGCGCGGCCGUGCUGCUGCAGCAGCCCGUGGUGUUCCAGAAGGACGUGGUCAUCCCCGCCGUCGGCACCUCCAAGCUGUCCGUCACCGGGCCUGCCGCCGAGGUGCGCAUGCCCACCCUGUCCCAGCUCCUCAACCCUUUGAGCCCCCAGUCCGGCCUGGGCCACCUGACGCCCCUGGCCACCGCGCAGCCACUGCCCCAGCGCGUCGAAAUCCGCCAGAACACCGGCCAGGCCAGCAUCCCCAUCACCCUCAACUGCGACCUCAGCACGCUGCAGUACAGGGGAUCCCCGCAGCAGCAAGUUCAGCUGGACCUCGGCCGUCCCGGCAUCGGCGGCGUCUACCUCACCAACGCCCGCGCCGCGGAGACAGACCUCAGCGACCCCCUGAAGCAGACCCUGGGUGCCGCCAUGGACGCCGCGGUGCGCAACUCGACCGUGACCGUGCACCUCAACGGGAGCGCGAUGCAGCCCAACGACCUGCCCAAGCUGCAGGAAGAGCUCCUGAUGCUGCAGCAGCGCGAGAAGAUGCUGUACGAGACGAUCCAGUCCCUGAAGGCCGCCGGCUCCAGCCACCCGGAUCACGCCGCCGCCAUCGUGGGCCUGGAGCACGCCGCCGACCAGAUCAGCAAGGCCCGCGCCGCAGUGGAGCAGGCCAUCACGCAGCCCGGAGCCGCGCCCUCGGCAACACCAGCGGGAGGACCGCAAGGAGCACCGCAAGGAGCACCCAGGGCCGCCGACGCUUUCGGCGACGCGCAGUCCUUGUCGCCCGGAGGCCUCCAGGACCGCAUGCGCAGCUCGGCGCAGUUCCGCUACAUCUCCGACCCCGCCCUCGCCAUGGGCCCCUCGUCCUCCGUCGCGGUCUCCAUGUCCCCGUCCGUGCACAGCGCUGGCAUCUACCCCACCCGCCAGGAGACCACCAUCGUGAGCAGCAGCAACAACUUCGGCAACCCGCUGCGCGUCGGCGGUAGCAUCGGCGGCGGCUUCGGGGGCGGCGGCUUCGGCGGCGGCUUCGGGGGCGGUUUCGGCAAUCGCCCACACAUUGGCGUGUACCGCGCGGCCGAGCCUCAGCCCGCGCAGCCCCAGGCAGCUCAACAACAGCCCCAGCCUGCUCAACAACAGCCUCAGCCAGCCCAGACACAGUUCCAGGCAGCCCAACAGCGAGACCAGCCCCUGAUCCAGCCCGCCGUCCCCGGCAGCCAGGCGACGCAGCAGAAGCUGCUGCAGCAGCUGCGCGAGGCCCAGACGGACCUCAUGAACAUGCGGUCCGCCGCGCUGCCCCGCGACGAGCCCCGCCAGGCCGCCAACGCCAACUCCAACUUCGGCCCCACCGCCUCGCCCUUGACAGCCGGCGAGGACGAGUUCCCGCCCACGCCCGGCUACCAGUACGUCCCCAAGGCGGCCGACGCGGUGCCCUCCCAGGCGCCAUCCCAGGCGCCCUCCCAGGCGUCCUUCUCCGCGAGGGCCGGGCCCCUCUCCUUCACCGCCAACGCCAACGGACCCGCGCUCCUGCCCGCUCCGCAGUCGCCGAAGAGCAACUCGCCUAGGCAGGCCAACAGGUACUGGCGGCGGUAGUGUCUGACCAGUGAAGUUUGUAGCCCAUUUCAGGCUGGUACAAAUUGUGUGUUUUAAAGAGUUCCCUGGUCAAGAAUUAGUACAAGGCGAAUGUGAAAAUUGUGUUGUGAAAUUAUGUUUAUUGUUUUGGAAAGUACAAAGUUUUUAAUGUUCGUGUUGAGCUGCGGAAGCUGUGUUAAGUUUAUUUGUUUUAUAAAUAUGUUUCUAUAAUAAAAUAUCUAUGAAUACAA